Nannochloropsis gaditana CCMP526 is the source of this 189-nucleotide messenger RNA. RefSeq lists its product as uncharacterized. The record is from RefSeq and is a predicted model, not a curated record. The coding region runs from base 1 to 189 and encodes 62 amino acids. The transcript has 3 exons.
AUGGAGGUUCGGGUCCAGGCGCUCUCGGAGCAACUUGUGAGGAAACAGGAGGCUUUGGACGCAGCUCUCUCCAACGUCUACGCCGCAGAGGCCCGAUUCAAGGCUUCGGAAGCGCGGGUAAAAGCCCUGGAAUCCCAACUGGCGGCGGCGGAUUAUGACGUGGAGAGUCCUGCAGCCGGGGCCAUGUGA